Messenger RNA from Nothoprocta perdicaria, 1165 nucleotides. It is a transcript of the gene PLGRKT, whose product is annotated as plasminogen receptor with a C-terminal lysine. Lineage: Eukaryota; Metazoa; Chordata; Aves; Tinamiformes; Tinamidae. The transcript is spliced from 6 exons. Gene Ontology annotation, biological process: positive regulation of plasminogen activation. Gene Ontology annotation, cellular component: plasma membrane. The coding region runs from base 44 to 487 and encodes 147 amino acids. The record is from RefSeq and is a predicted model, not a curated record.
GCUGCGCCAGGCGCCCCCACCGGCGCCUCCUCCGCUGGGCGACAUGGGCUUCCUCCUCUCGAAACCCGUGAGCGACAGCCUCAAGGCUCAGCAGGAGUUUAUGCUCAUGAACUCGCGGCUGCAGCUUGAAAGACAAUUACUGAUGCAAAAUCAGAUGAGAGAGAGACAAGCAGCCAUGCAGAUUGCUUGGACACGGGAAUUUCUGAAAUACUUUGGAACUUUUUUUGGACUUGCUGCUGUAGGUUUAACAACUGGAGCGAUAAAAAAGAACAACCCAGUAGUUCUACUGCCAAUAGUUCCUUUAAGUUUUAUAUUUGCCUAUCAAUAUGAUAUGGGCUAUGGGACAAUGUUGCAAAGGAUAAAAGGUGAAGCAGAGAACAUACUAGAGACCCAGAGCGCUUUGCUAGAACUGCCGAAAGGACAGCUUACUUAUGAAGACCUGGAAAAAAUCAGAAGAGCUCAGAGCAAGAUCUACAUUGAAAAAUAGGAGAUGAGAAACACUGAAUUCCCACUGUCUAACAAGAGCCUGAAAAUAACCUUCAACUGUAGCAAAAGUGUAUGGUACUGAGAUGCAAGCUUUCUGUAAUCAAUAAAAGUAAGUUAAUUACUGGUUACAAAUUUGUACAAAUCUAGCCAUGAUAUUCAAAUAUAUUAGUACAUCCAUAGCACAAUUUGAAGUCAUAAAUAGAAAACUUCUUUGAAAAACAAGACAUUUUUAGUUGCUGUUCUUUUGGCAGGAAACUGACUGUCUCUGCUUCAAAUUCUGGAAUAAACAGCUUUUAUCAAGGAAGUUCAGAAAUAAAUACGUCACUUGCUAACUGUGUGUUUUACUCUUAGGGAAAAAAAAUGUAUUAAAUUUGAAAGAGAGAUAAUUUCUUAAAAAGAGAAAACAAAUUAUGUAGCUAUUUCCUGAACCUUUUUAUGCUUGUUUGACAUUCUGAAACUCAGGAUAAUUUGUUUACACAAAAUCAGAGUUUCACCAGUAAGAUGAAUAUUAACUUCGGCCAGCAGUAGGCAAAAUCAUUAAUGUAUGUUUUGUAAUGGCUAGAUCCAAGGGGCCUUACAAGUACUGGAAAACUGAGGGAUUAUUUACAUGCUUUUAAUGUAGCAUGGUAUAUACUGAGAAUAUAAUUUUUGUAUAGUUUAGUGUUCUGGCACUGUAUUA